This is a messenger RNA of Funneliformis mosseae, 142 nucleotides long. Lineage: Eukaryota; Fungi; Glomeromycota; Glomeromycetes; Glomerales; Glomeraceae. The record is from the annotation of a GenBank genome assembly.
AUGCAAAUAGUUAUUGAAGACUGUUUUAAUAUUGAUGAAAAUAGUAAUGAUAAAACAGUUUUUGAACUAGAGACUUUUGAAUUUAAUGAAAUAGACAUAACAUAUAAAUUUAAUAGUGAUAGUAAUUUCAGUGAAUUUAAAA